This is a messenger RNA of Fomitopsis serialis, 755 nucleotides long. RefSeq lists its product as uncharacterized. The record is from RefSeq and is a predicted model, not a curated record. NCBI's taxonomy places the organism in Eukaryota, Fungi, Basidiomycota, Agaricomycetes, Polyporales, Fomitopsidaceae. The transcript is spliced from 2 exons. Bases 151 to 675 code for a protein of 174 amino acids.
GGAGACGACUCGGAGGCGUGCGCACUGCGCUCAGAGCCUCUCCCGGCCAGCAAGGUGCGAGUCCGGCGCCGGUAGCAUAAUCGCCUCGGCUUGGCAAGCGAUUGCUCAGCACUGCAGUGAGUCUACUGCCCGACUAAAUACCACCCCGCCAUGGACCAUCCACGCUUUCCCUCGUCCUCGCACCACACCCACACCCAGGCCUCGCCCAGUCGCGGUCACGCCCCUACUUCCUCCGCCCAUCCCCCGCCUACUAAUACCCCGCUCUCCCGCCUCGCCAUCCCCUAUUCCGCCUCCCUGCCCUCACUCCGCAAACAAGCCCUGUCUCCCGCUCCCGGGGCAGACGACCAAGACAUGGCUGGCAGCCUCGCCGUCGCGUCUCCGACCCGCGGCGCGUCGCCUGCCGAUCUCCAAAAUCAUCUAUACCAGUCAUUCUUGACGCGCAAGACAGCAGAUGUCGCGUUGCGAAUCCGGGGAUCGUGGCACGCGAUCUAUAGGCUUCAUAGGGUGGUGCUCAUCCAGGCUUCCCUCUUCACUGCAGGCUUCGCAGAGAGCAAGUCCAAGCUCUGGGGGAGACACUUUGAACUGGACGUGAUCGACAUCGUCUUCGAUGACCCGAAUAUUACGCGUGCAGGUGAGUCUCGCGCCCCAGUGCUCGUCUCAUCCGUGGGUCUGUGACGGGUGAUUGUCGGUCGUGGGUGGGUAUGUGGUCAUGACGGACCUCCGUGCGAGGAGCCCGGAACCUUCUGUGGGGGAAC